AGAUCAUCUUCACCCCACAUCUCGGACUUCGGACAUUCCCCACCCCCACCCCCACCCUCGCAACAGCCCUCACAGACCAUGCAAUCGCUCCCGAUCCUCCGCGACGCCCUGCGAGCCCAUUUCGCGUCGCACACACCGUGCCAAUUCCCGCGCGGAGCCUUCGCGGCGCUCAUCCCGGCCAACAAAACCUGGUUCUCCGCCACGGGCGCCCUCAAUCUCGACUUCUUCCAACGCACGCUGUCGGAGCGGGAUCUCGCGACCCGCAUCACCGUCGAGUCGAGCACAUCCACGACGUUCGAGCGCGUCUCCGUCCCGUUCGAGCUCCUGCUGCACUACCUCUCCUUGCCAGAACUGCCACCGGGCCUGCCAGAACUCUACCUCGCGCAGACACCGCUGCUGGAGCUGAUCCCCGCGCUGAAGGAGUCGAUACCUACCCCCGCUAUCGUCGAGGAAACGGGAAGAGGCGAUGUAUACGCUACGAACUUGUGGCUGGGCCGCUGCGAGAGCAUAAACACCCCGCUACACAAGGACCCGAAUCCAAACCUGUUUGUGCAGAUAGCAGGGAGAAAGCGUGUCAGGAUGUUUUCGCCGGCGGUGGGGAAGAAGUUGAUUGGCAGCGAUGUGGCAAGGUUUAGGACUGAGGAGGAUAUGAUGCUAGGAGAGGCCCGGAAGAGACUUGAGGAGGUCGUGUGGGGUGCUCAUGAUGGCCAGGAUGAGGCGUAUGAAGUUGAGGUCGGCCCGGGUGAUGGCUGCUUCAUCCCGACGGGAUGGUGGCACGCGGUGAAGGGUGUGGGCAGUGGCGUGGGUGCGAGCGUUAACUGGUGGUUUCGGUAGUGCCGUCGUAGUGAUAUCGAUACACCAACACCAAGCGGCUGAUACUCGUUGUCGUGAUUAGACCUCCGGAAGUCUGCAGAAGACUCACAAUCCUGAAGGCCCUGUAUGACGUAUCUGUGGGGACGGCAAUAGCCUCUCCGACGAACCGUACGAUUAGUCUAUGACGCUGGAUCUGAGUACCUAUAUCCUACUUCAGAGUAUCACCCCUCGGAUCGAAUAAGCAUGUAUACCUAUUCAGGG
This is a messenger RNA of Tricharina praecox, 1074 nucleotides long. RefSeq names its product JmjC domain protein. Gene Ontology annotation, molecular function: 2-oxoglutarate-dependent dioxygenase activity. The record is from RefSeq and is a predicted model, not a curated record. The transcript has a single exon. NCBI's taxonomy places the organism in Eukaryota, Fungi, Ascomycota, Pezizomycetes, Pezizales, Pyronemataceae. The coding region runs from base 79 to 834 and encodes 251 amino acids.